Molecule: messenger RNA, 1842 nt
Organism: Colletotrichum spaethianum
Lineage: Eukaryota; Fungi; Ascomycota; Sordariomycetes; Glomerellales; Glomerellaceae
Exons: 2
Coding region: 1-1842 (613 amino acids)
Source: RefSeq, a predicted model, not a curated record
AUGAGCUUACCACUCAAGGGGCUCCGUCUUGGGUUCGCCCCGGUUCGUCUUGGGGACGGGGACAGCCUUGGCGAGGAGACGGCCCGUCUUGGGAUCUCUCUUGAGGUAGCCGGUGCCGUCGAGCCAGGGGGUGAGCUGGGACAUGCGGCGCUCGUAGUCGGCGAUCUUGUCGUUCUGCUGCAUGGUCAGGCCAAUGUCGUCGAAGCCGUUGAUGAGGCAGUGUUUCCGGAACUCCUCGACGUCAAAGUCGGAGAGGGUGUUGCCUUCCGAGUCCUUAAUGAGCUGGGCGUAGAAGAGGGCCUGGCCAAGACCAGUGCGCUUGAUGGUCUUGAGGAACUGCUUGGGGAUGAUGGCGUCGGUAUCGACGUUGGACAUCUCGAGAGGGGCGGCGAUACCCUUCAGGUUGGUGAACUUGGGGAGACCGGCAGAGGUACCGGCCGAGACAGAGGUGUUGGUGUGGGGCUCGUUGUCCUGUGGCUGGUCGCCGAUAGCUUCCUUCUCCGAGUCGCUCUCCUGUACCCGCUCGUCGACGUGGGGCUCGCUGGCGGGGGUAAUUGCGGCCUCGAUGUGCGGGCUGACCUUGUACCCCGCAAGCUUUCUGACAUCGGCAAGCUUGCCGACAAUGGCGGCGGCAGCAGCCAUGACCGGGGACAUGAGAUGCGUUCGGGAUCCGGCACCCUGGCGACCCUCGAAGUUUCUGUUGCUGGUGGAUGCACAUCGCUCCUUGGCAGCAAGGAUGUCAGGGUUCAUGCCCAAGCACAUACUGCAGCCCGCCUCACGCCACUCAAAGCCGGCGCUCUCGAAAAUCUUGUCCAGACCCUCCUUCUCGGCCUGGGACUUGACGAGACCGGAGCCGGGGACGACCAUGGCGCGCUUGAUGUUGUCCGCAAUCUUCUUGCCCUUGACGACCUGGGCAGCGGCGCGCAAAUCCUCGAUGCGGGAAUUUGUGCAGGAUCCGAUGAAGACCUUGUCGACGACGAUGUCCUCCAUGGGCGUUCCGGGGGUCAGACCCAUGUACUCGAGCAUUCUGCGGCCGGCGGCCUUCUUGCUCUCAGUGGAAAAGGUCUCGGGGUCGGGGACCCGGCCGGUGAUGGGGACAACAUCCUCGGGGCUGGUACCCCAGGUGAUUGUGGGGAUGAUGUCCUUGGCAUCGAUGAAGACGUCAAUGUCGUACUUGGCGUCGGCGUCGGACUGCAAGGACUUCCAGUACUUGACGGCCCGGUGCCACUCGUCCGAGUUGUACUUGGGAGCCAGGGGGCGGUUCUUGAGGUACUCAAAGGUGAUGUCGUCGGGGGCGACCAUGCCGGCUCUCGCACCACCCUCGAUGGACAUGUUGCAGAUGGACAUGCGGGCCUCCAUGCUGAGACUGCGGAUGACGGAACCGCAGAACUCGAUAACGGCACCGGUACCGCCGGCGGUGCCGAUCUUGCCAAUGGCGUGCAGGACAACGUCCUUGGAGCUGACACCGGGAGCCAGCUCUCCGUCGACCUGUAUCCGCAUGUUCUUGCUCCUCUUCGUGAUCAAGCACUGGGUGGCCAGGACGUGCUCGACCUCGCUGGUACCAAUACCGAACGCCAGGGCACCGAAGGCGCCGUGGGUCGAGGUGUGACUGUCACCACACACGACGGUGGUACCGGGGAGGGUGAAGCCCUGCUCGGGGCCAAUGACAUGUACAAUGCCCUGUCGCUUGUCGCCAAGACCAAAGUAUGUGAGGCCGAAGUCCUUGACGUUCUCCUCAAGGGUCAUGCACUGGAUUCGGGAGUCAUCUUCGGCGAUGAAGGAGCCAAUGUCCUUCAUGCCUUUCCGCGACGAAGUGGGGACAUUCUGGCGAUUAGGUGUUAG